UGCUUUUGAUUAGCAAAAGUUGGGCGACGGCUAGUCGGCUAUGUUCAACGUAACUUUCGUAAUUAUUUCGCUAUUAUAGGUCAUAAAUAGAUUAGAUGCGCGAAAUACAUAAUUUCAUAAAAAUAGUAUAAGUAACGAUACAUCGUCUAUUUAAAUAAAAUAAAUUCCGAAUUCGAAUAAUAUUAAAAAUCAUAGAAUACGACUUUCACCGGAUACAUCGAUAAUUUGAUUAGGUAUACGAAACAGAGGUUGCAAAUUACUUAUUUAGCGGGCAGUGAAACAAUCUUACGAUGUAUCCGUGCAUUUGGUCAGUUACUGAUAUAGCUGUGUGAUGAACUGUGGUUCGUUUAAGUGACAAAGCAAACGCGUCGGCUCCCACAGGCCACUCGACACUAGGUAUUAUCCCAUCCGUGAUUACGUUGCGCCGGGAACUGGGCACUCGGCUUAGUCGCCGCGGGGACUCCAAAGCGGUAAAUACGGAGUCGCAAAUCCUGCUCCGAAUCAUUUAUCGUCAGGAUCUCGAUUUGAAGAUGGUGCAGCAAGAUUUAACUUAGGUGUUCGGGAAGGGUACACAUGGUUAUGGUAGGGAAUGGCUCUCGGGAGCUCAUCGGUGUGAGUUCCUAGUGAGAUAGGGUAACUGGAUGUGAGUGUAGUGUUGUGAAGUGUCUAGUCAUUAGUGAGUGAGGCUAAGAGCCGGGAUGCCCUCCGUUAUGUUGUCCGCAGUGCUUGAAGAGGAGGCCGACUUGUAUGAAGCCUUCCCUCCUCACGUUGAUCCCUCCGGAAUCACCAUUUUAACUGAUAGCCCACCAGGCAAGAAAGCGCCGCUCAAGACCUACGACGAGAUCCAGCCGCUGAUCCAGCAGGCCCGCAAGCGGGAACUGAAACUCAUCAUCAGGGAGAACUCGUGGCCGAUCAACAGCCCCAUACGGGCCUCCCUCUGGCCGGCUCUCUGCAGACAACAUCAACAUGGCAAAUCGAUGCUCGACGGCUUCUACUGGGACAUGGUUACGCAGGUGUUCGGCACAGUGGAGCUGCCGGACAAGCCGAUCAUGCUGCCGCCGUUUGUCGAGGCGACGCACUGUCUCGGCUACCACCUGACGCGCAAGGGCCGCGCGGUUGCCGACCGCGUGGUGUCCGUGCUGGGCUACGCGUGCCCGGACAUCACCUACAGCCCCAGCCUGUAUCCCAUCACGGCUGCUCUGCUGCACUUCAUGCCAGAGGAGGACUGCUACCACUGCAUGGCCAGUCUCGUAGCGUCGAAGGAGAAGAUGUUCAUCACACAGACGAAACUCCACAACGAGGUCACGUGGAAGACGGUCAUGCAGAUCGCCAAGAAGCAUGCCAAGUCGGCCGCGCAGCACCUCUCGCGACUGUCCUGCGCUAUCGGCCCGGAGCGCAUCUACGCGGAUUGGCAGUGGUGGAUACUGGCUGCUCUGCCUUUCCCGCAUCUCGUCAGGGUGCUGGAUUGCUUCUUCCAUGAGGGCAUCAAGGUGUUCUACAGGGUAGCGCUCGCGAUCCUCAUCCUGUUCCAGAAGCACAGCACGAACCCGAGCUCGGAGUGGCACGCCGAGGCGACGAAGAACGGGGUCGACCACGCGAUUGAUAAGUUCUGUAGGAACAUGCCCGCGUCGCCGACCAAGUUGUUACGUACCGCGUUCAGUAUACGGGCUUUGAGUUCGCAGUACAUAUCGCGCGUGUUCAUCAAGACGGAGAUGACGCUGAAGUCGAAGCAGGUGAUCACCGGGUCGCGGCUCGUGCGCUCGCGCUCGUCCGACAACCUGCCCACCAGCCAGUCGCAGGUCAAUAUACAGAUGAUGUCGCACACGCUCACUAUACGCGAGAAAAUGUCUGAGGAAACGUGCAAACAGAUGGGCUCGCACUCGCCCGGCCCGCGCGCCCUGUCCAUGGGCGUGUAUCCGAUACAAGCGAUCAAGUCGCAGAUACUAGACCACAGCGAACUGUUCACGCUGUGGUCGUGGCUGCCCGUGCGCAUCACCAUGUACCAGCCCGUGCUGCUCUAUACCACGGAGGAGCAUGGAUGUUCACUUACCACCUUCUACGUGCGAGUGGAACAUCAUGAACCGACACUAUUGAUGAUCAAGACGUGUAAUAAUGAGGUAUUCGGUGCGUAUUGUUCCACGCGAUGGUUCGAGAGAAAUCAGAAGGACGAGAGAGGUAACAGACAAGCAUACUUUGGCACAGGAGAGACAUUCCUCUUUAGCCUGUACCCGGAGCGCGCCAAGUACCCGUGGGUGGGCUGCUCGGCCGGCGACGGCAAGGAGGAGCAGCGCCUCGCGCACGGCUCCGAGCUGUUCAUGGCCGCCGACUCCAAGAUGAUCACCAUCGGCGGCGGGGACGGGCAAGCUAUAUGGAUGGACGAGAACAUCCGCUACGGCAAGACGGAUCGCUGCUCUACGUUCAACAAUCCACCUCUAUGCCCCAGUGGGGACUUUGAGAUUCGCGUACUUGAGGUCUACGGAUUUGCGGGCGCGUAAAUAGUCAAGAAAUGAACGGUGAACGGUCAUGGUCAAUUGGUCUUGGGCAGGAUUGGCCAGGAUUGGUGAAGAUUGGCCAGGAUUUGUGAAGAUGGGCCAGGAUUGGUGAAACUUGGUCAGGAUUGGUGAGACUUGGUCAAUUGACUAUGACCCGGUCUGUUUACUAUAUUUGAAUCGAUUUGUUCCUAGUCCACUUUGAUCGGAUUCUGUCAAUUGACUGGAGCAGAUGACUACUGUUUCAGUCAAUUGAGAGAUCUAGUCAAUGGGCUUCGAUCAAAUCAACUGUCCCACACGAUUUAAUAUGACCUGGACUCUGGUUAGUCGAUCGUUCGUCAAAAUGGCGGCUCACAGAAGGUCAAGCGUCGAUUAGUACGACGGUCCACGGAGUGAUGUAAUCUCUUUGAUCCCCGAGUGAUGUGAUAUUGCGAUGAUAACAUAAAUCUAUAUCGUUCAAAUAGUGUACGAUUGUUACUUCGAUGUUUCAUACUUACGCUGAUACAGAUUUUGGCUAAGUGUUAUGAUUGCUUGCCGGUCGAGGUCGUCAAUAAGUUUCAUAGCAGUUCUAAUCCGUUUUUAUCUCAGCGAUCCGUGUAUAUUUAUAUCGAGUUGUUACUAAAUAUUGCUCUAUAACACACUUAUAAUACAAUAGUGCGUAUAUUUUUAUAGAGCGGCCGCUAUAAUGGGUUCGUAUGCGAUUUAUUGACCACCCCUUGCCGUCUGAACAGACUGUGUAGAAUUAAUCCUAUAUUUAUUGAAAACCCCGUAGCGAGUUACCUUACAACACAGCUGUCCGUACAAGACAACGAAUACGGGGACUUUAGGUUGUUUCUUUAAUUAUAUGAAUAUAUAUAGAUGUAUGUAAGUACAAAAUGGAUGUAUCGUACCUACUCUGAUGUAUUACGCUUAUUGUAAAGCAAUAUUUGUUGGGCCUAGCCGUGGGAUAGUGUAAUGUGAACAUUCCAGUGAAAUUAAGGUCCGCGAACGAGCGAAAUAAUAUAUUAACAGCGAGGUUCUAUUGGCAACGACAGUAUUUGAUAUCGUAUAAAUUAUCGCUUAAGGCUUCGGUGUGAUUCGCUCUUUGCUCACAAUAAUGUACCAAAGAUGUUUAGAUGUUAUUGGUCUGUUGGCGAAUGCUCAUGAUCGUAUCGGGUACGAUAAAACUACGCGCCAAAACGGUAAUGGAAUAAAUUUGAAAACAAAAAAUACACUUUUUGCGGGUAGUUUUGUGUACUCUGGUCCUAGAACGCACAAAUCGCUGUUUCUAAUCAGACAUAUCUUAAAAUUUCUAUUGCAUAUUAUGUUAGAAGGAAAUAGAAAGUUCGAGAAUAAUUCGUCAUUAGCUAUUCGCAACAGACGAUAAACGGUCGCUGCAAGAGUUGUUGGACUUUAACUAAAUUAGGAAUAAAAAAUUUCCGAUACACCUAUAAGUUAUUAAUCAUAUCGGGGAUUUUAUUCGCAAAGCAAUAAUCUUCUGCAGCGAUCGCGUAAAGAUUGGCAAUAGACUCUGCCACUCCAAGCAUUGUUUAAAGUAUUAUUUAUCUGUAUUUCAAGGGUUAUGUGCCAAAAGUGGACCAUUGGGGAAAAUGGCUGGUUUGGUAUUGUCUAUGGUAUAUCGCUUAUAUUCAAGGUGUUUACACAGAUCGUGUGUAGUUAAAGAAUAAAUUAAAAUUUUGACAUUCUAGAUGUUUGGAUGUAAAUGUUUUAUCAUCGUAGGUGUGCCGAAUAUUUUUCCAGUUUUAUAAUUACAGCAUGUAAUUGUUCUAAAGAUAUAAAAGUUUACAAAAUAUGAUAUUAACAUAUCCCUGUCAGUACAAAGGGGUUGCGUUCAUAUCGCCCGCGGCUUGUUUUGUCUACGAAUUGUAAAUAUUGUUCUCGCCACGUGCGUAGUGUAGCGAAACUGGGUGUCGUCACGGUACUACAUGCAUGUUUAUGAAGCCUAAGACUUGUUUUAAAUUCAGAUUAUUUAUGUAAUUUAUUGUGUAGGUAACGAGUAAUGUUUAUAUUGUAUAUUAUUGAUUUUGCCUCUGCGGAAUGUGGUUCCGGUCACAUGACGUCUCAGGGGAAUUAUUAUUUCGCUCAAUUGUUUGAGUUUGUCGCCAGUGGCGAGCGCCAUUUUGAACGUCGUUACAUUUGAAAAUGGCCGCCCGCCAUUCGGAACGCGGUGUGCGUUAUAUUUAUUUAAGCUGUCCGCAGAGAGGCGCCACUCGCGAUAUAUUGCUGUUAGCUAUUUGUCGUUGAUCAGUGUAAAGUCUAGUCUUUAUCCUGUUUUUUAUUCUAUAUCGAUAUAAUAUCUAAAUAUUUACGAAUUGAUAUUUAAAUAAUGCGUUUCGCCCCGUUCGGUGGCGCGUAGGCUCGUGUUAGUUAGACUAAGUACAUGUAAAGUAUACAGUUAUUUGUUCUCCCUUUCAGUAUUGGUGUAUGUUGUAUGAGGUUGACUAGUGUGAAUGUAUGCGCUGUUACGAAUUACGUACUGUUACAUUCGAAUAGUUUAAUGCCGCCGAUCAGCGGCGGCGCAAACUCGUUUAUUGUAAUGUGAAUGUUGCUUUAUAAUGUCUACAAAAUAUAUAAUCCCAUAAAAA
Messenger RNA from Colias croceus (clouded yellow), 5074 nucleotides. It is a transcript of the gene sky, whose product is annotated as GTPase-activating protein skywalker. Lineage: Eukaryota; Metazoa; Arthropoda; Insecta; Lepidoptera; Pieridae. The transcript has 14 exons. The record is from RefSeq and is a predicted model, not a curated record. Bases 699 to 2495 code for a protein of 598 amino acids.